This is a messenger RNA of Syngnathus typhle (broad-nosed pipefish), 1685 nucleotides long. RefSeq lists its product as uncharacterized. The transcript is spliced from 3 exons. Gene Ontology annotation, molecular function: methyltransferase activity; 2-oxoglutarate-dependent dioxygenase activity. NCBI's taxonomy places the organism in Eukaryota, Metazoa, Chordata, Actinopteri, Syngnathiformes, Syngnathidae. The record is from RefSeq and is a predicted model, not a curated record. Bases 611 to 1321 code for a protein of 236 amino acids.
UGUCGGCUGCGGCUGCUACGGCUCUCGACGCGAUUUCACUAAUUUCACAUAAUAUGCCGCCUAGGGCACUACUUACAACACAAAGUUUAGGUUAUCCAUCCAGUAGGUUAGUUUAUGAUCGGUCAUCAAGUGUUUUAGAUGGACUCGUAGACACAACUACCCUUGCCGGAGUGCUUCGGGCCGUAGCCCCGGUAGCUCACGAUGCAGCGGGCUCGCCGGGCAGCACACGCCGGAGAAGGAGUAAGCGGAGGCGGUGCGACCGGCGGCGGAAGCGCGGCUGUCGAGGUGGACUAACGGCUAAGCUGAAGGCUAACCCCUACAAAAAUGAGCACCUCACUAAGAAGAAUGCUGAGAUAGCCUGGAACGCACGUAAACUGAAGAAGGAAAACAAGAUUCUCGCAACGUGGGUCAGAAAUUGCAAGGUAUGGAUUAAAACGAACGGAGCAACACCAGAAGAUGUCAAAACUCUCGUUGUGAGUGAACUGGAGGAACUGAAGAAAUAUGGCCUGGUGGUGGGGGAACCUAACAUCUACAAUGGCUGAAUUGAUGACCAUUAUCUGGUACUUAUGGACCCUCCGGACGAGAAUGGUGGAUUACAGCGGAGUACAAUAUGGCAAACAGAGACUGGCAGGGAGGACAUCCAUCUCAGGGAUGUGUGGCCAUGGUCGGAGCCGUCACAGGUUUGGCUGUCCACAUGGCGAUGCUGGUGCCGACUACCACACCUCGGCGUGUGCGGAUCCUGUUCCUGGCCCUGACAGCUGGGGUGGCUGGGCGCGUCGGUCAGGACCUACGUGACUCAGCGACAGCCUGCUCAUCCUGUUUUUAUGGCUGCGGAUCGAGAGACACCUUCAAGUUCCUGGGAACCACAAUCUCUCGGGACCUGAAAUGGACCGGCCACAUAGACUCUGUCCGGAAGAAGGCCCAGCAGAGGCUGUACUUCCUGAGACAGCUCAAGAAGUUCAACCUGCCCCAAGAGCUUCUGAAGACCUUCUACACUGCCAUCAUCCAGUCUGUCUUCUGCACCUCCAUCACUGUCUGGUUUGGAUCGGCCUCCAAACAAGACAAGCACAGACUGCAACGGACCAUCAGGACUGCAGAAAAGAUCAUUGGAAUCAACCUCCCAUCUAUCCAAGACUUGUACCUGUCCAGGACCAGGAAACGUGCAACGAGCAUCUCUACAGACCCUUCUCACCCAGGUUGCAGUCUGUUUGAACUACUCCCCUCCGGACGGCGUUAUAGAGCUUGGUACGCCAAAACCAGCAGACACAGAGACAACUUCUUCCCCCAGGCUGUUGCUCUGAUGAACUCACGCCACUCUUAGAGUCUCAGAGUCAUUACUGUGCAAUAACAUCCUGCUCUCCACACUUUUUUUGAAUUUGUCUACACUGUUUGUACUAUGAGUCCUCUCUUCAUCCAUUGCAGCCUGGUCAUCCUGGAUAAGGGACCUUCCCAUCUGUGGUCUCUUCUCAAGGUUUCUCAUUUCCCCUAGCUGGAGUUUGGUUUUUCCUUGCCCUUUUGGGAGUUUAAGAUCAGGGGAUGUUUGAGAAUAUUUGCCAUUUUUCACAUGUCCUGAGUAUUGUUAGUCACCUAAAUGUUGAACAGAGGGUGUGAUUUACCAAAGUCAAAUUCCUUGUUUGGCAUGCUCAAACAUGGCGAAUAAAAAAACUCUUGAAUCUCUUGAAUAA